AUUUUUGGUAAAACAAAAGAAAGAAAGAGAGAGACAACCACCAUUAAAAGCAGAGAGAGUUGUGUUGUACGUCAAAAGGCAAAAGCCAAACCAGCAAAUAUUUAAAGCAAGAACGUGAGGCACUUGAAAACACGAUUGAUUGAUUUAUACAUAUCCAAACCAAACCCUAUUCGUUUGUAGCGACGGCGGUUUCGGCGGCGGCUGUGUGUGUUUUUAGUGUCUACACAAGUUAACCAAAUAAGCCAUCACCGUAAUCUACUCCAAGAAAACUCCUUUUUAUACACACAAUUCUUUAUUUACUUUCAAGAAAUCCCAAUUCCGAUGAGCAGAAACGGCGUUUCUUGGCAGAGCAACAGCGGUUACUACGGGUAUGGGUAUGGAGGAGGAGGAUACGUGGAGAAGAGACAACUGUUCCUAAAGAGCUACCAAUUCUCGAGGAAACAGAGCUUAGCUGAGAAGAUUAAAAGAUCCGUCAAGAGAGUUGUCAAGAAAGUUGUUUGGAUAAGGUUGAAGUCUGCUAGGAAGCUGAAACGCGUCGUCUGGUCGCGUCUCAAAACGGCGUUUUUCUACCGCCGCAGACGCUUCUUUCGUCUCAUUCAUCCAAACAAACACUCCUCAUCAUCUUACUGCUUCUACUAAGUUUCUCUUCCUCUUCUUGUCUCUGUUUCUUCGUUGGUGUGUGUGUGCAUAUAGUUUCUCUGCGUGCUUAAAAUUAAGAUUUAUCUUUUCUUUAGUUAAUGUCGUUUAACUCACUAUAUGAUCUUGUUACUAUUGAUGGUUAAGGUCUUAAGGAUGAUGAUCAAUUUUUUCU
Messenger RNA from Capsella rubella, 811 nucleotides. RefSeq lists its product as uncharacterized. Bases 322 to 639 code for a protein of 105 amino acids. Lineage: Eukaryota; Viridiplantae; Streptophyta; Magnoliopsida; Brassicales; Brassicaceae. The transcript has a single exon. The record is from RefSeq and is a predicted model, not a curated record.